Messenger RNA from Capsicum annuum, 2698 nucleotides. Its product is annotated as bifunctional dihydrofolate reductase-thymidylate synthase. The record is from RefSeq and is a predicted model, not a curated record. The transcript is spliced from 12 exons. Gene Ontology annotation, molecular function: thymidylate synthase activity; dihydrofolate reductase activity. NCBI's taxonomy places the organism in Eukaryota, Viridiplantae, Streptophyta, Magnoliopsida, Solanales, Solanaceae. Gene Ontology annotation, cellular component: mitochondrion; cytosol. Gene Ontology annotation, biological process: one-carbon metabolic process; tetrahydrofolate biosynthetic process; dTMP biosynthetic process. Bases 427 to 2010 code for a protein of 527 amino acids.
UCAACCGUGGCAUUUGAUAUAUUGGUGAGGUUUUCGCUCCAUAGUCCACACCUUACUCGCCCCCUCUCUCCCUUUCCCUAUAUUGCUCUCUCUGUAGUAAAUUUCAGUGCUGUGCUGAAGAGAGAGAGAGAAGAGGGAUUGAAAACCGCCUAUUUAUACCUGUUGUUUUCUCUUCAUUCACACACACAUUUGUUUCUCUCUUUCUUCACUCACCAUUUGCAACCAAUGCUUGCUUAACCCACACACCUUUGUACAAUCAUCCUAACCCUAGUCUCUUCUUACAAAAUUCUCAUCUAACUCUUCACAAUUUCACUCUUCUCCCGCUUUGCUCCCCGAUCGGUUUUAUUGCAUUUUGGCAAGAACCGGCCGGUUGAUCUUAGGUGCAGAUCGUUACUAUUCAGUUCAUUUCAGGUCUCUUACUCAGUUAUGGCCAGUGAAACGAAUACAGGUCUUUCAAACGGUAACGGCAAUGCUCAUUCUACUCCACAACGGACUUACCAGGUUGUGGUUGCUGCAACUCGAAAUAUGGGUAUUGGUAAGGAGGGGAAGUUACCUUGGAGACUGCCUUCAGAUCUCAAGUUCUUCAAGGGUAUCACUGGGGUGACGUCAGAUCCUACAAAAAAGAAUGCUGUUGUUAUGGGAAGAAAGACUUGGGAAAGUAUUCCUAUUGAACAUCGCCCUCUUCCUGGCCGCCUCAAUGUCGUUCUCACACGUUCAGGGAGUUUUGAUAUUGCUACAGCAGAAAAUGUUGUCAUCUGUGGAAGUUUAGGCUCUGCUUUGCAACUAUUGGCAGCCUCGCCUUAUUGUCUAUCUAUUGAGAAUGUGUUUGUUAUAGGUGGCGGCGAGAUUUUCAGAGCUUCCCUAAAUGCUCAUGGGUGCGAUGCGAUCCAUAUCACUGAAAUUGAGACUGAUAUUGAAUGCGAUACUUUUACUCCUGCUAUUGACACCUCGGUGUUUCAACCCUGGUACUCAUCAUUUCCAGUGGUUGAGAACAAGAUCCGCUAUUCUUUUACCACUUAUGUUCGUGUGAAGAAUUCCGGAGUAGAAACUGUUAAUCAGGCAAAUAAUGAGAUUCCUGAGAAUGGUUUAGGCUCUUCUAGUAUUGAGGUUAAAUCAUUUUCAUUCUUGCCUAAAAUGAUAUUUGAGAAACAUGAAGAACACAUGUAUCUGAGUUUGGUUGAAGAGAUCAUUUCGAAUGGCAUACUAAAGGAUGACAGGACAGGCACUGGUACUUUGUCGAAGUUUGGUUGCCAGAUGAGAUUCAAUCUACGCAGAUCUUUUCCCCUUCUUACAACAAAGAAAGUCUUCUGGAGAGGUGUCGUUGAAGAACUCUUGUGGUUCAUCAGUGGAUCAACAAGUGCAAAGGUCCUACAAGAGAAGGGCAUUCGUAUUUGGGAUGGCAAUGCAUCCAGAGAUUAUCUGGAUAGUAUUGGCUUGAGGGAUAGGGAGGAGGGUGAUUUGGGACCAGUAUAUGGGUUUCAGUGGAGACAUUUUGGCGCUAGGUACAUUGACAUGCAUACUGACUACAGUGGCCAAGGGUUUGACCAAUUGGCUGAUGUUAUCAACAAAGUUAAAAACAAUCCAGAUGACAGACGUAUCAUUCUUUCAGCGUGGAAUCCUUCUGAUCUUAAACUGAUGGCACUCCCACCUUGUCACAUGUUUGCUCAAUUUUAUGUAGCCAAUGGGGAGCUAUCUUGUCAGAUGUAUCAGCGAUCUGCCGAUAUGGGUUUGGGAGUGCCAUUUAACAUUGCAUCUUAUGCCUUGCUGACAUGCAUGAUAGCUCAUGUUUCUGAUCUUGUUCCUGGUGAUUUUGUUCAUGUCAUAGGAGAUGCUCAUGUUUAUCGCAAUCAUGUCAGACCUUUGCAAGACCAGCUUCAGAAGUUGCCUAGACCUUUCCCAGUGCUGAAGAUCAAUCCGCAGAAAAAGGAUAUAGAUUCCUUUGUUGCUGCUGACUUUAAUCUUAUUGGUUAUGAUCCUCACCAGAAAAUAGAAAUGAAAAUGGCAAUUUGAAGUUCCAUGGAGUUAGUCCUGGAAUUCCUCUGCUCUUGCGAUAUGUUGCUCAUACUUUGAGGUGUCAGAAUGCUUCUUAAUAUCUUGUUAUAUGCUUAGGUAUCUUCUGAAAAUACUGUUCUUGAUAAUGUCCCUUUGCCUACGAUUACAUGCUCUGAUGAUUAAUGACAAUGGUGCUGAAACCAGCUAGGCACAGGAUCUCAUCGAGACCUGAUUAGGGUGGGAUACUGUAUUGUCAAGGCCCAUUGAAAAUAUAUAGAACUGUGCUUUUUAUUUUUAUUUGUGUAAUAUUGGCAUGUGAUGAGCUUAAAUGGAGUGGCAUGGUCAGAGAGGAUUCAUCUAGCCGACCCCAACUUUUUUGGGAUUGCAUAGUAGUAGUUGUUGUUUCUAACCUCUGCAGUUUUCCCUUUCUGAAAAUAUUUUCCAAUAUUGUGGCUUGGACUCUUAUGUACUCUCUUCCACCUUUGGGGUUUCUGGAAUCUAUCCAUCUAUAACUAUGCUUUCAAUUUUUAAUAUUUUAUGGUGUUUAUUUCUUUUUUUCUUAUUGAAGUGGUCGAUGCUUUGUUUUUCUUUCGUAACGGAGAGCUGGUAUUGAUGUUGUUUGUACAAUUUUGCAGGUAGGACAGCUGAGGAUGUCUGAGGAGUUAUUCUAUAGUUGGAAUCUUCAUUAUUAUAGUUGUGGAGAAAA